UGUAUAAAUCUGUAGUUCUCAUUUGUACAUUUCACCCAUUUUUUUUUGACUUGGAAAUUAUUGCAAAAGAUAUGCUGACAGCUCAGCCAAGAACCAUUGCUCUCCGGCAAUCGGAGAUCAUCAUCACCGCCGGAAAACACCACAGACUUGCCAGGAACCCUACCCGGUUACAAGGGUUGGUCACCAGCAGGCCUGUAAGAGCAGUGAUCAGAAGUGGUGAUAACAAUACUAAGGUGGAUACUGCAAGAAAGUUAACAGAAAAUAAUGGGCCUUUGGCUUCUUCAAAACAUGCAGGGAUUCAUGUGAGAGCAGUGAUCACUAUAAGGAAGAAAAUCAAGGAAAAUAUUCUUGAAAAGAUUGAAGACAAUUGGGAGUCUUUGAUGAGUGGGAUAGGCAGAGGAAUCUUGAUUAAACUAAUCAGUCAAGAUAUCGAUCCGGAUACCAAUUCAGGAAAGAGUAUAGAGUCUCAUGUGAGGGGAUGGUUGCCAAAGCCAACAAACAAUCCACAUAUUGUUGAAUAUGGAGCUAAUUUUUGCGUGCCUUUGGAUUUUGGAUCACCUGGAGCUAUUCUUAUAACCAAUUUCCAUGGAAAUGAAUUCUUCUUGAAGGAAGUUGUAGUUCAUGGAUUCGUCGAAGGUCCCAUUUUCUUUUCGGCAGAUACAUGGAUUCAUUCACGAAAUAAUAAUCCCGAAAGCAGAAUUAUAUUUAGAAACGAGGCUGUGUUACCGUCUCAAACGCCUCCGGGAAUUAAGGAUCUUCGACAUGAAGACUUGAUGAGUGUUCGUGGAAAUGGAAAGGGGGAGAGGAAAAUGCACGAGAGAAUAUAUGAUUAUGAUCGUUAUAAUGAUUUAGGAAAUAAUGAUAAAAUCGAAGAUUUGGCCAGGCCGGUGUUGGGCAACAAAGAACAGCCUUAUCCCAGGCGCUGUCGAACAGGUCGACCACCGACUACGAAAGAUCCCUCUACGGAGACUAGAACCGAGAAACCCCAUCCAGUGUAUGUUCCUCGGGAUGAAGCUUUCGAGGAGAUUAAGCAGAACACGUUUUCAGCUGGAAGAUUGAAGGCUUUGCUCCACAACUUAAUACCACUUAUUGCUGCUACUUUGUCGGCUUCGGACAUCCCUUUUACUAAUUUCUCAGACAUAGACGAUCUGUAUAAGGACGACGUUGUGCUAAAUGAAGAAGGGCGAAAAGAAGUAAAAACAAAUCAUUUUCUAACCAAUUUGAUAAAUCAAGUGUUAACAGUUGAUGAUAAGUUGCUGAAGUAUGAUAUACCGGCCAUCAUAAAGCGAGACAGAUUUGCAUGGUUACGGGACAACGAGUUUGCACGGCAAACUCUGGCUGGGGUCAAUCCUGUUAACAUUGAAUUGUUAAAGGAAUUUCCGAUUCGAAGUAAAUUGGAUCCUGCAAUUUAUGGCCCUCCGGAGUCAGCUAUCACCAGGGAAUUAUUAGAGGAAGAACUGUCGGGUAUAAGUGUCGAACAGGCUAUAAAGGAGAAGAGGUUGUUUAUGAUCGACUAUCACGACAUCCUUUUGCCAUUCAUUGAGAAGAUAAACUCAUUGCCUGAUAGAAAAGCUUAUGCCUCGAGAACAAUAUUAUGCUAUACUCCAAAUGGUAUUCUCAGCCCAAUUGUCAUCGAGCUUUCACUUCCUCCUUCACCUUCUUCACCCAGUAACAAGCGUGUCUUUACUCAUGGACACGAUGCAACGACUCAUUGGAUUUGGAAACUAGCUAAAGCGCAUGUUUGCUCCAAUGAUGCAGGCAUCCAUCAACUCGUAAACCACUGGUUGAGGACGCAUGCUUGUAUGGAACCUUAUAUAAUCGCUACACAUAGGCAGCUUAGCUCGCUGCAUCCAGUUUAUAAGCUUCUCCAUCCUCAUUUGCGCUACACCAUGGAAAUCAAUGCCCUUGCACGGCAAAGUUUAAUAAAUGCAGGCGGAGUUAUUGAGGCUUGUUUUCUCCCUGGAAAGUAUGCCAUGGAAAUAAGCUCUGCAGCUUAUAAGAGCAUGUGGCGCUUUGAUAUGGAAGCAUUGCCUGCAGAUCUAGUUCGAAGGGGCAUGGCCGUCGAGGAUCCAUCAGCAGCCAAUGGUGUGAAACUCAUAAUCAAAGACUAUCCAUAUGCAGCAGACGGACUUCUCAUAUGGUCUGCCAUAAAAGAUUUGGUCGAAUCUUAUGUUGGUCACUACUACUCCGGGCCUAAUUCCAUCACGGCUGACGUCGAGCUCCAAGCCUGGUGGAAUGAGAUCAAGAACACGGGACACUAUGACAAAAGAAACGAACCGUGGUGGCCUAACCUCGCUACUAAAGAAGACUUAUCUGGUAUACUUACAACAAUGAUCUGGAUUGCUUCUGGGCAACAUGCAGCUAUAAACUUUGGACAAUAUCCCUUCGGAGGAUAUCCACCUAACCGUCCUACUCUCAUGCGUAAUCUAAUACCUCAAGAAGGCGAGCCCGACUACAUUAGUUUUCUUCUUAACCCAGAGCGUACUUUUUUGAGUUCUCUACCUACACAACUCCAAGCAACUAAAGUUAUGGCAGUCCAAGACACACUGUCAACACAUUCUCCCGAUGAAGAGUACUUGAAUCAGCUGCCCCAUAUUCAGAGAUUUUCGUUCAGUGAUCCGGAAGUUCAACUACUGUUUGAAAGAUUCUCGGCCAAAUUAGAUGAGAUCGAACGUAUUAUUCAUUCAAGAAACAAGGAUAUACAUCUGAAAAACAGAAGUGGUGCUGGUGUUCCUCCAUAUGAAUUGUUUUUACCCUCGUCUGAUCCUGGUGUAACUGGUCGAGGAAUUCCCAACAGCAUCUCAAUCUGAUAGUUAGUUCGAUCCGAAUUCUAAGCAUCCAAGUUUUUUCAUCCCAUCCCUUUGUGAAAUAUGUUGUUUGUAUAAAGUUUGUGCAUUUUACGGGAUGAUGUAAUUAGUGUUUCCUGAGGCUAAAGGGAAAGAACAACUUUGAAAUAAUAGACAGCGGCUGGUAGGAAGCUUGAAAUCGAGAUCCGUAAAAUGCGUUACGAUCCUAACUCGAUAAACUUUUAUCAGGCAAAUAAUGCCUAGAAGAAGCCACUGCAUCAGUCUUUGCAAUUUAAUUCUUUUCUUCUCCAUGUUUCGCA
Messenger RNA from Olea europaea var. sylvestris, 3106 nucleotides. Its product is annotated as lipoxygenase 6, chloroplastic. Lineage: Eukaryota; Viridiplantae; Streptophyta; Magnoliopsida; Lamiales; Oleaceae. The coding region runs from base 72 to 2810 and encodes 912 amino acids. Gene Ontology annotation, molecular function: metal ion binding; oxidoreductase activity, acting on single donors with incorporation of molecular oxygen, incorporation of two atoms of oxygen; protein binding. The record is from RefSeq and is a predicted model, not a curated record. The transcript has 8 exons. Gene Ontology annotation, biological process: lipid oxidation.